Exophiala aquamarina CBS 119918 is the source of this 1758-nucleotide messenger RNA. RefSeq lists its product as uncharacterized. Gene Ontology annotation, molecular function: cholinesterase activity. The transcript is spliced from 3 exons. Bases 1 to 1758 code for a protein of 585 amino acids. Lineage: Eukaryota; Fungi; Ascomycota; Eurotiomycetes; Chaetothyriales; Herpotrichiellaceae. The record is from RefSeq and is a predicted model, not a curated record.
AUGCGCUCUCUAUGGAUAGCUGUCGCGCUUCAGCUGGCGUUGUUCCUGUCGCCUGCGAUAUCCCAGAACUCCUCUAGCCUGUCCGUCACUAUCGAUUCUGGUCCCAUCGUGGGCAGAAGAACUCAACAUCUUGAUUCCACAACCACAGUGAAGCAAUUCCUAGGCAUUCCGUUCGCCCAGCCGCCCAUAGAUGACCUGCGCUUUUUGCCUCCCGACCCGCCACACUCCUGGACUGAAGUCUACAAUGCGACUUCACAGCCGAUGGCAUGCAUCCAAUAUUCGGGCCCUGCGGGCCCUGCUAGGGACUUGGGAAAGCUCCUUUUCAACACACCGGGCCCACCUGGGGAAAGCGAGGAUUGUCUCUACUUGAACGUCUAUGUCCCCGAGGGCGGAGUGGAGGACAAAGCUGUCUUGUUCUGGAUAUAUGGCGGUUCAAACAGGGCCGGCGCUGCGUCGGAGCCUCUCUAUGACGGAACUAGCCUUGCAGCGAACCAUGAUAUCAUUGUUGUGGCAAUAAAUUAUCGGUUGAAUGUCUUUGGUUUCCCCAGAGCCCCUCAACUCCCUCCUGCAGAGCGAAACUUGGGGACUCUAGACCAGAGGCUAGCUCUUGAUUGGGUUCAGCGGAAUAUUCACGCCUUUGGAGGCGAUCCAACCAAGGUGACGGUUAUGGGAGAAUCAGCCGGCGCUAUGGCUGUAGGGAACUUCAUUAAUACAUAUCCUGAUGACCCACCAUUCCGGGCAGGAGUACUUCAGUCUGGAAGUAGCGUGGUCAAAGUCCCUCCUGGAACACCGAACAACGAUACCACAUUCUGGACAAACCUGAUUGAGUACCUCAACUGCGCCGGUACUUCGGAAAGUGGAAUCCUUGACUGCGCGCGUGCAGUGCCCGCCGAUACACUUAGGACAAUAAUAGACAAUAAUGCAAUGGCAUUUGGCGAUCCGUUCAUGGACAACGUCACUGUUCUUGAAUACCCAGCCACAGUCUGGGCAACGGGUGACGUUGCAAAGGUCCCUAUCCUCAUCGGCUCGACUGCGGACGAUGGUAGUGUUUUCACCUUAGGGAUUGGCGACAACAACGUCACCGCGUUCAUUGAAGCAAGCUUUGGGGUUGGCAGUACCCUAAGUCAAAUAAUCAACCAACUCUAUACCACCGACCCGACAACGACAGUUGGUCUCACCACUGGUCAGCAAAUAAUCUCCCAGAUCGCGACUGACGCCACGUUUCGAUGUACCAGCGGCUUCGUCGCCAAUCUCACCUCGACGCUGCUUGACGUGCCGGUUUGGCAAUAUGUAUUCGACGCUUUGGUUCCUAGCAAUACGUGGGAGGCAUAUCCUGAACUUGGGGUCUACCACGCGUCAGAGAUAGCGCUUAUUUUCGGCACCUACCCGAGGGAGAACUCUACCGAGACGGAAGCUAGAUUGAGCCGAUCCAUGCAGAAGCAGUUUGCUGACUUUGUGAAGGACCCCGUACAGGGCCCAGGCUGGAACCAGUGGCCUGAUGUGGCCGUGCUAAGCGUGAGUGAGGAUGAUGCUGUAACAACGGUCGAGAACGUGCGUGAAUUGGACGAGGUUUGUAUAGCAUGGGACAGCCUGUACACCGCGGCAUUGUCAUCCACAUCUGGGACCACCACCAACUCUGCCACUUCCUCCGGUUCUACUGGCACGGACUCAAUUGGCACCAACAACGCUGGACCUACACUGACAGGUAGUCUCGGUACGGUUGGUGUGGCUCUCCUUGGUCUUGCAGCCCUGCUGUGA